AUUAAAUUUGGCAAAAAGCUAUGGCUUUGAAGAGAUAUCAACCCUACUUGGCAAUGAUCUUCAUACAGAUAUUAUAUGCAGGCAUGGCUUUGUUCUCUAAAGCUUCCAUCUCCAAUGGCAUGAAUCCUUAUGUGUUCGUGGUUUAUCGACAAGCAUUUGCAACUCUAGCCUUGGCUCCAUUCGCGAUUUUCCUCGAAAGUAACAAGACAACUUCCCUUUCAUUCCUCUUACUAGUGAAGAUAUUCUUUUUAUCCUUAUUUGGGAUUACAUUGAGCCUGGAUCUAUGCUAUGUGUCAAUAAGUUAUAUAUCAGCAACAUUUGCAGCUGCAGGCACUAACAUGAUCCCUGUUAUCACUUUCAUCUUAGCCAUAUGCUUCAGGAUGGAGAGCAUUUGUUAUAAGCAAAGCCAUGGAAUAGCUAAGAUUAUUGGUUCAGUUGUGUGUGUUGCUGGGGCUUUAGUGUAUGCUUUUGUCAAUGGACCUCCUCUCUAUCCAGAAAGCCAUAAACAAGUUCAUUAUCUAACUACAAAUGGCAACUCCAAAGGUGAAUGGAUUAAAGGUUCUCUCAUCAUGCUCUUAGCCAACACAAUGUGGUCAUUGUGGCUUAUUUUGCAGGGUCCAAUUAUGAAACAAUAUCCAGCAAAAAUAAGGCUUACAACUCUUCAAUGCCUCUUUAGUUGCAUUCAAUCAGCAAUUUGGGCUAUUUCAGUAAAGAGGGACAUAGAAGCAUGGAAAUUAGGUUUCAAUUUCAAUCUUCUUUCUGUGGCUUACUGUGGUGUGUUGGUCACUGGGCUCUCAUAUUGGCUAAGAGCUUGGGUGAUAGAGAUAAAAGGGCCAGUUUUUACAGCUAUGUUUACUCCAUUAUCUUUAAUAGUAACAGCCUUCUUUUCAUCUAUCUUUUGGAAAGAGACUCCUCAUUUGGGAAGUGUAUGUGGAGCAAUAUUGCUAGUGAUGGGACUUUAUGGUGUUUUGUGGGGUAAACAAAAGGAAGCAGAGUGUAAUAAGACAAGUCAUCAAUGCAAAGAGGAAAUUAGCAGUAUAUAAUGCGUUAAACCAGCGGCAAGGAAUGGGUGGAAAAUGGUUACAUUAAGAUGAUUACAGAUAUUGAAGUUUUCUUUUGUAUUCUUUUCUCUCGGUUUCUAUGAGUGGUUUGUUUGGUAUAACGUGAGUGGUUGGAUGUAUUUUUGGUAGUAAGGUUUUUUGUUUUGGGAGG
Nicotiana attenuata is the source of this 1212-nucleotide messenger RNA. RefSeq names its product WAT1-related protein At1g43650-like. Gene Ontology annotation, cellular component: plasma membrane. Gene Ontology annotation, molecular function: transmembrane transporter activity. NCBI's taxonomy places the organism in Eukaryota, Viridiplantae, Streptophyta, Magnoliopsida, Solanales, Solanaceae. The transcript is spliced from 7 exons. The record is from RefSeq and is a predicted model, not a curated record. The coding region runs from base 21 to 1043 and encodes 340 amino acids.